This is a messenger RNA of Odontomachus brunneus, 4641 nucleotides long. RefSeq names its product puromycin-sensitive aminopeptidase (gene Psa). NCBI's taxonomy places the organism in Eukaryota, Metazoa, Arthropoda, Insecta, Hymenoptera, Formicidae. Gene Ontology annotation, molecular function: zinc ion binding; metalloaminopeptidase activity; peptide binding. Gene Ontology annotation, biological process: peptide catabolic process; proteolysis. The coding region runs from base 22 to 2808 and encodes 928 amino acids. The record is from RefSeq and is a predicted model, not a curated record. The transcript is spliced from 4 exons. Gene Ontology annotation, cellular component: cytoplasm.
CGCCUGUCUACGUCUCUGGCCAUGUUCUCGCGCGCCGUUGCACGUGUAGGUGUACGCUGUCGCUUUGUGAGUCAGCAAAAAGGGAAGGGAGUCGGCGAUAAUUUGUUGCAGCGGCUGUUGCUAGUGAACGUUACCGUCAGGAACGGCAAGCAGGUCGCGCGUUACAGUACGAACCAAGUCGCGAGCGAGUCGAGCCGUGCGACGAUGUCGAAUAAUGAGAAGAAGCCGUUUCGCCGUCUGCCAACGACCGUGUGUCCCUAUCACUAUGAUAUCACGCUGACGCCGAACCUUUCCACUUUCACUUUCGACGGCACGGAGAACGUGCAUAUCGACGUAAACUGCGCAACUGACACCGUUGUCUUAAAUUCGUUAGAAAUUAAUAUAAAGAGUGCAACAUUCAAUGGAAACGAUGGUGAGACCAUUCCCGCCGAUAAAAUUGAAUUGUCGGCAUCUGAGGAAACGGCCACUUUGGUGUUUCCUAAAAAUCUACCCCUUGGUAAAAGUGGGUACCUGAAUCUCGAAUUUGUGGGUGAGAUCAAUGACAAGAUGAAAGGCUUUUAUAGAAGCAAAUAUUGUGGAGAUGAUGGCACCAUUGAACAUGCAGCAGUUACUCAAUUUGAACCAACAGAUGCUAGACGUUGUUUCCCAUGUUGGGACGAACCAGCACUCAAAGCUACAUUUGAUAUUGCUCUAAAAGUACCAAUUGGUCUUACAGCACUUUCCAAUAUGCCGGUGAAAAACCAAGUUACGAAUGACAACUACGAGUCAUUGACUUUUGAGAGAACGCCAAUUAUGUCGACGUACUUAGUAGCAGUAGUGGUAGGCGAGUUUGAUUAUAUAGAGGACAAGUCUAGUGAUGGUGUAUUAGUUCGGGUUUACGUACCCAAGUCUAAAAAGGAGCAGGGCCAGUUUGCGUUGGAGGUGGCGACCAAGGUCCUGCCCUACUAUAAAACCUACUUCGGCAUAGCGUAUCCCCUGCCGAAGAUUGAUCUCAUUGCGAUCUCCGAUUUUUCGUCCGGCGCCAUGGAGAACUGGGGUUUGGUCACAUAUCGCGAGACCUGUCUGCUCGUGGAUCCACAAAACACGUCGGCCGUACGCAAACAGUGGAUUGCGUUGAUAGUAGCGCACGAGCUGGCGCAUCAGUGGUUUGGUAAUCUCGUCACAAUGGAGUGGUGGACGCAUCUGUGGCUGAACGAAGGCUACGCAUCGUUCGUCGAGUUCCUCUGCGUUGCACAUCUCUUCCCGGAAUAUGACAUCUGGACGCAAUUUGUAACAGACACGCAUAUCCGAGCGCUGGAACUGGAUGCUCUGAAGAACAGCCAUCCUAUCGAAGUGCCAGUUGGUCAUCCGUCAGAAAUCGAUGAAAUCUUCGACGACAUAUCAUAUCACAAGGGAGCCUCCGUGAUUCGCAUGUUGCACGCGUACAUAGGUGACGGUGACUUCAGAAAGGGCAUGAAUCUGUACCUGAAGCGACACAGCUACGCCAAUGCGGAAACUGAGGAUCUCUGGGCUGCAUUGGAGGAGGCCAGUAAUAAAGCUGUACGUAACGUUAUGUCGUCGUGGACCAAGCGACAGGGCUUUCCCAUUGUCAAAGUCGAUUAUGUCCAAGAAGGUGAUAACAGAGUUCUGACACUGUCUCAGUGUAGAUUCUUAGCCGAUGGCUCGGUAGACACCACAGAAGACGUAUGGAUUAUACCGAUAAGCUUCAGCUCUGCGAAAGAUCCGAAUAAGACGAUAUUCAGCAGCAUACUAGACGCUAAAACGAGGAAGUACUUAAUCGAGGAUAUUCCUGAGGACGCCUGGCUGAAGGUCAAUCCCGGCACUGUCGGCUUCUACCGAACUCGUUACAGUCACUCCGCUUUGUCGCUUCUUUUGCCGGCGAUCAAGGAUCAUACAUUGCCUCCUUUGGAUAGAUUGGGUCUACUGGAUGACCUAUUUGCCAUAGUACAAGCCGGCCAUGCGUCCACCGUGGAAGUUCUCGAACUCAUGCAAGCGUUUCAACGUGAAGAUAACUUCACGGUAUGGUCUAGCAUAGUGAACACUCUAAGCAAAAUCGGCGUCUUGAUUUCGCACUUGGAAUUCGAGGACUCCUUCAAGGCAUUCGGACGCAACCUAUUUCGCGAUAUUAACAAUAGGUUAGGAUGGGAUCCGAAGCUGAAUGAGAGCCACUUAGAUACGUUGCUCCGAUCCCUCGUAUUAGGUCGUAUGGCGGCUUUGAAUGAUCAGGACACUAUUCAAGAGGCGAAGAGGAGGUUUGAACUCCACGUGAACGGCACAACAACGCUCGCUGCUGAUCUGCGCAGUCCAGUUUAUCGCGCCGUGCUUUCUGUGGGCGAUGCCGAUACUUAUGAUACUAUGGUAAAGCUGUACAAGGAAUCUGAUCUUCACGAAGAGAAGGACAGGAUCUUGAGAGCGCUGGGCGCGAUCAAGGAUGAAGCCUUGCUAUUCAAGGUCUUGGACUUCGCCAUGAGCGAUGAGGUGCGCGCUCAAGACACGGUGUUCGCCAUCAUGUCCGUGGGUAUGACAUACAAGGGACGCCUGUUAGCAUGGAACUUCUUCAAGCAGAACUGGAAGACGCUGCUGGACCGUUACGAGGGUGGCUUUCUGCUGGCCAGAUUGGUGAAAUUCACCACGGAGAAUUUCGUCACCGAGGAACUUGCCAAAGACGUGGAGAACUUCUUCGAGAGUCACCCGACCCCGGGUACCGAGAGAACGGUGCAGCAGAGCGUGGAGUCCAUCAGAUUGAACGCCGCGUGGCUCGCCAGAGACAAAGACUCGAUCCAAAAGUAUCUGACCACUCAAGUUUAGUAGACGCGAUUCUUACGUCUCCCUCGUUACCAUUAAUCAGACAUAAUCGGAAACCGUGCAAAGGCGGAUUUGUAUUAUCGCGCGCGAAGCGUCUUACUCGGUAUUGCUUGAAUAUUGCCGAAACGGCAUCAAUUAGGCGACAGGGACGGUCUCGUAUACCCCGUAAUUAUCCGGGUACGAAUCAUGUGUGUGCACGCUUAACGGAACUUAACGCGAAUUCAACGUUGCUUUUAACACGCGGUUGAAAAUUCUUUUGAGAGCGAAAACGAAUGGAGGGAUAUACCGUUUUGUAUACCUGUUAUACCUCACCGACGAGUCAUCUUGAAAUAACACAGCAUUUUACGAUGUUCUGACUUUCUGACUUUUGACUGGUAUUAUAUAUUAGUCGUUUGUUAUCAAGGUAGAGAGGAUUUAAAGUAUUCCAAAUAAUUCUUUGUUUUAUUAUUUCAAGUUGGGAUAUGUACGAAGAUCUCCUCUCCAAUUAUUGUAUACGUUCCAAUCAAUUAAAAUUAUUUUUUAUUGUUGUUGUAUAUCGAAAGACUUUACUUUUUUUGUGUUCUUUUUUAUUAUUACAUUAAAAUAGGGCCCAGGUACGAUUAAAAAUAGAAUACCAGUUAAAAGUUUAUUCCGUUUACAUUGUUAUUUACUCGUGUAUUACAAUCCAUUUGAGACAUGUAUUUUUGGUUAUAUCGACAGUGUUUACGAUAUAAAAAAAAUUAUAGGAUUUACUGUACGGAAGAGAAUUUCCUGUACAUGCGAUUGCAAAAACAUAUACGAUCCGAAUUUAAAGUCCGAAUGGAUAAGUGUUUUAAAACGGGAAGUAAGCAAUUUCUUUUCCAGCGCGUCCGAUCGACGCACAUAACGCGACUUAUUUCGUCUUAUGGAAUAAUGAGACUUAAGAAAGAAUCGUUUUUUGGAGAGUGCAUAAUUAAGGGCUUGCGAGUUGGUGUUGAGUAGUGACCAUCACCUCUCUGACGAUUGGACAGAAGUGUCUUAGGCACUUCUCAGUUAACAUGAAUAUCAACUUUAAAAAUUUUAGAAAGUUUAUUCUGUUUUUAAAAUAUGAAGAACGCCGAGAAAGAGACUUACUAAAUUUUUAUAAACGACGUAAAAAUGUCAACAAAAUUUUCCUGAUUGUCUUUAUGUAUCUGUUGAACAUAUUCCUGAUUUGUUGAGAAUUCUUUUAAGCAUUUCUCAGAUGUUUUGGAUUUUUGUGUUAUUUGAGUUGUCAUAUUAUCACUGAUAAUAAACAAUGUGCAUUAUUUUCACCUCGUCAUCAGUGAUACCUCAUAAACGACUUCAUCCACAGAUCAGCACCAGCUUCCGAGUCCUGUACAUAACUUAUUAUUAUGUAUUAACCAUUAAUAUGUACAAAUUACAAUCUAUAAUGUAGACAAUGAGAUUGUUUAUUUGAUAUAGUGGGGUGUUAAACGCAGUACACGUGCCAUAAUUAUUUCCAAUCGGCCAUCGUCCCUCCGCUUGUACUAGAAGAAAGUAACCACUUCCGACUGUGUCAUCGUAAAUUGAGGACCUGAAGACCUUUAAUUUAGGUGUCUUUUCUCGGUAUAGGUUUUCACGAUACAUCCGUCCUGUCAUCGAUCUUCUCCCCAUCUUGAUAGUUUCUUGUAACUGUAUAUUCUUUUGGUGCCUUUCUACCUUUACGUUCUGUAUUACAUUGGUCAUUUGCGAAUAUUGAUUUUGCAAUUUGCUCAAAUCGUUGAAUUUUAAAAUUGUAUUGACGAUAAUACAAUGGUGGUUGUCAUUAACAAAGAAGACAGUACUGAACACUUUUUGUAAGCAUACGUUUAAUACAUUAAAAUUUGAUGGUAAAUA